GGAUAGAUUUUUAUUUUUCAGUGUAUAAUUUUAGAUUAGAUGUAUCCUUUUAAGGGAAAAUUCUCUAAGCAGUUUUUUAAACUUUCAAGAGUUGCACAAGCUGAUAGAGUGAUCAUGUAAUAAUUACUCAUAUUUCAAAGUAGAGUUUUGUUCUGUAGCUGCCAGUUGUAUCUUACUCUCUGUUUUUUGGCUACUUUUGCUGAUAUCUUUCUUGUUCUGAGAUACUUGCUAUUCCCUGAGCCUGGACUCCUGUUUCCCUACUUUUAAGGCCCAGCUCAGUAGAUGCUUCCUUCAGACUGCCUGUCCAUAGUGUCCCUCUGGAUGCUUCCACACUUACUGUUAGACCUCUGCUGAGCUGCCCUCACCCUGCCUCAUCGCAGUUACUGUCCUCCUGGCCCCUUUUCUUCUUGCUCGAAAGUCGGGAUCCCCUUUUGUUUACUGAAAUUACAUUAUGCUUUCCAAGGCACUUUCAUAUGUAUAUUCUUUUAUUUCAUCCUCCAGACAAUUCCAUGAGGUUGGUAGGACAGAGAUUCUCAUCUCCAUUUUAAUUGAGGCUGCUGACUUGAGUAAACCAAUAGAUAAAAGGAUAUACAAAGGAACACAGCCUACUUGUCAUGACUUCAACCACCUAACAGCCACAGCGGAAAGUGUCUCUCUCCUAGUGGGCUUUUCCGCAGGCCAAGUCCAGCUUAUAGACCCAAUCAAAAAAGAAACUAGCAAACUAUUUAAUGAGGAAAGACUAAUAGACAAGGCACGCGUAACCUGUGUCAAAUGGGUGCCCGGUUCGGAAAGCCUUUUCCUAGUAGCCCAUUCGAGUGGGAACAUGUACUUGUAUAAUGUGGAGCACACUUGUGGCACCACAGCCCCCCACUACCAGCUUCUGAAGCAGGGAGAGAGCUUUGCCGUGCACACUUGCAAGAGCAAAUCCACGAGGAACCCUCUCCUUAAGUGGACGGUGGGCGAGGGGGCCCUCAGCGAGUUUGCUUUCUCCCCAGAUGGCAAGUUCUUAGCAUGCGUGAGCCAGGACGGGUUUCUGCGGGUGUUCAAUUUCGACUCGGUGGAGCUGCACGGUACGAUGAAAAGCUACUUUGGGGGCUUGCUGUGUGUGUGCUGGAGCCCAGAUGGCAAGUACAUUGUGACAGGUGGAGAGGACGACUUGGUGACAGUCUGGUCCUUUGUAGACUGUCGAGUAAUAGCUAGAGGCCACGGGCACAAAUCCUGGGUCAGUGUUGUGGCAUUCGAUCCCUAUACUACUAGCGUAGAAGAAAGCGACCCUAUGGAGUUUAGUGGCAGUGAUGAGGACUUCCAGGACCUUCUUCAUUUUGGCAGAGAUCGAGCAAACAGUACACAGUCCCGGCUGUCCAAGCGGAACUCUACCGACAGCCGCCCCGUAAGUGUUACGUACCGGUUUGGUUCAGUGGGCCAGGAUACACAGCUGUGUUUGUGGGACCUUACGGAAGACAUCCUUUUCCCUCACCAACCCCUCUCAAGAGCAAGGACACACACAAAUGUCAUGAAUGCCACAAGUCCUCCCGCUGGAAGUAAUGGGAACAGUGUCACAACACCCGGGAACUCUGUGCCCCCUCCGCUGCCUCGGUCCAACAGCCUUCCCCACUCGGCGGUCUCCAAUGCAGGCAGCAAAAGCAGCGUCAUGGAUGGGGCCAUUGCCUCUGGGGUCAGCAAAUUCGCAACACUCUCACUGCACGACCGAAAGGAGAGACAUCACGAGAAAGACCACAAGCGAAACCAUAGCAUGGGACACAUUUCUAGCAAGAGCAGUGACAAACUGAAUCUAGUUACUAAAACCAAAACGGACCCCGCUAAAACUUUGGGAACGCCAUUGUGUCCUCGGAUGGAAGACGUUCCCUUGUUAGAGCCUCUGAUCUGUAAAAAGAUAGCACAUGAAAGACUGACUGUAUUAAUUUUUCUUGAAGACUGUAUAGUCACUGCUUGUCAGGAGGGAUUUAUUUGCACAUGGGGAAGGCCUGGUAAAGUGGUAAGUUUUAAUCCUUAAUGCUGCACCAGAUCUAGAACUUGAAUAGGUAGUGAUUUUUUUUUUUUUGUGGGAGGGGCGGGAUGUACAAUGAAUGUGAAUGACACUUCUUAUUCUUAAUGUAAAUCUAAAUGCAUCAGAGCCAUAAUUUUGGAUACUGCAUGCCAUGUAAUUCUGAAUCAUUUGAUAAUUCACCUUAGCGCAUUUAAAAAAUAUAUAAUCAAACUAAUUGCCAGCUGAGUCAGUCAUCCUUCUGGGAGUAUAUAGAGCCCCAAGAUUAGCACUCCUGUAUCAGACUAUUUCAAUUUAGGGAAAUCAUGACAGUGGGGAGGGGACAAUGACUUUAAAAUGCUAAAAUUGAUGCUUUAACUGGAAUAUUUUUGCUCAACUACUCAACUAGACUGUUGUACACCUGAUCAGAGUGUGUGUUCAGUACAGAUGGCCAUUAAUUGUCAUUUAUAUCCAAUUUUUUAUCUUAAUCAUAAAAUGUUUAGGAAUCUAUGAAAUUUAACUUUAGGAACAAAGCGUUCAGCAGGGUUGAUUGAUAUUAUUUUUACAUUGUUCUGGCAAUCCACAGAAAGAGAAGAGCCUUAAUUUUUAAAACCCAUUUUAGUCAUUUUAUGACAAUUAAAAUUGUUUAAUAAACAUCUUUUUCCAAAGAAGCAGUUUGUAGAACUCUGAUUGAGACUCUGUGCAUUAAAUCUCCACUUGACCCAGAGCCUGGACAGUUAGCAUGCGCUGCAGCUGAGCACACCAGCAGCUGUUGUCAGAAGUGCCUCUUGCCACAUAAGCCAAGACUUUCAUGUCAGAUGUGCUUGGCUUAUGUUUUUUUCCCAAGAAGGGAAAAAGGAGGUUUUGGGUUUUUUUUUUUUUUUUUUGUCUGUUUUUGGGGGUCAGUAAGGCAUGACUGUAGGCGGUGGGCAGGCUCCAUGGCUCUGUUUCACCAUUAAGCUCCCUGGGCUGCACAGUACCUCCCCACAGGGCACUUGGGAGGGUUUAGUUUCCCCCGAAGAGGGGAAUCACAGGUGCAGCUUUCCCUUUUGCUUAUUGGGAGUUGUGAAUCUGUGAUGACGCUUGGGAUGCCAAUGCCGGCCUAGUGCUUGUGCUUCCCCCUUGAGCGCCAGGCUUCUGGGCCUGUGUUGGCUCCCUCUGUGGUGGAAAGGCUAUGCAGAUUCUAUGGGAAACUGCCGAAUUUGAUUCCAGUUCCUUAUGGCCCUUCUCAGCUGCAUAAGGAGCUUCUUUUCAAAUUCCAGUUUUCAUGGUGGAUGAGGUGGUUGUUUGAGCUCUGUGUUUUGUGUCAAGAUGAUAGUUAUUUUAUUUGUUAACUUAUUUGGAGUAUUGAGGAUUGUUUUUCUAUUUCACCCACUUUUGUAAUUAAAUAUAGUAAUAAUGAUAAUUUAUACCCGUUUGAGUAGUGAAUGUGGCUCAUUAAAGAGAAGACCUGGCGGCUUCCUUUCUCUUA
Marmota monax (woodchuck) is the source of this 3455-nucleotide messenger RNA. RefSeq names its product WD repeat domain 20 (gene Wdr20). The transcript is spliced from 3 exons. The coding region runs from base 452 to 2014 and encodes 520 amino acids. Gene Ontology annotation, molecular function: protein binding. The record is from RefSeq and is a predicted model, not a curated record. NCBI's taxonomy places the organism in Eukaryota, Metazoa, Chordata, Mammalia, Rodentia, Sciuridae.